AAUGUUCAGUAAGAGAUACGAGUACGUGCGUGGAUCACCAGAUUUCCGAGUCCAGUUGGCCUCUGACGAUCAAAACGUGUCAAUACAUAAUAAUAUAAAUAUAUAGCAUAGAUGUGAAUAUUAAUUAUCCAGCUAUAUUCCUGAUAUAUAUAUAUACCUUUAUACGCCAAUAUUGCUUUACACAUUUUCUAGAUUUUUUAAAAGUUUAAACUUUGUCGGAAGCAAGAAAACAAAAUGUUGGUGCAACAAGCCGCAAGACGUGCCUUUUUCAGUAAUGGUGUCUACAAUAAAAAUACUGCACUUAAGCUCAUUGCCUGCUAUUCCACCAGCGGUAAGCCGGCUAAAGGUAAAGUAUAUACAAAUGCUGCAGAUGCGGUAGCCGAUAUCAAAGAUGGAUCCAAAAUUCUGUUCGGUGGUUUUGGUAUAUGUGGUAUUCCCGAGAAAAUGAUUGAGGCCAUCAGGCAGAAGGGCGUCAAAAAUUUAACUGCGAUUUCCAAUAAUGGAGGUGUUGAUGAUUUUGGUUUGGGUUUACUUCUAAAAUCACGUCAACUCAGCAAAAUGGUGUGCUCAUAUGUGGGCGAGAAUGCCGAUUUGGCCAAGCAAUACCUAAGCGGUGAAUUGGCAGUGGAAUUAACACCUCAAGGAACUUUGGCUGAGAAAAUUCGAGCUGCUGGUGCCGGUGUUCCCGCAUUCUUCACACCUACUGGUUAUGGUACUUUAAUACAAGAGGGUGGAGCUCCCAUUAAAUACGCCAAGGAUGGCUCAGUUGAGAUUGCCAGCAAACCGAGGGUUGUGCAGGAAUUCAAUGGCAGGCAAUAUGUAAUGGAAGAAUCCAUAUUUGCCGAUUAUGCCAUUGUGAAGGCCCAAAAAGCUGAUCCUUUGGGAAAUUUGGUGUUCAACAAAUCCGCGCGCAACUUUAAUGCCCCCAUGUGUCGUGCCGCCAAAAUCACCAUUGCCGAAGUGGAAGAAAUUGUUCCUGUUGGUUCCUUGGAUCCCGAUCAAAUACAUAUUCCUGGUAUUUAUGUCAAACGCUUGUACAAGGGCACCAACUAUGAGAAACGCAUCGAAAAAUUGCGCAUCACCGAAUCCAGCAGCGACAAAAAGGGCGAACCAUCUGCCGCCCAGGCCAUACGUGAACGUAUUGCCAAGCGCGUUGCCAUGGAAUUCCGUGAUGGCAUGUAUGCCAAUUUGGGCAUUGGCAUUCCAGUACUCUCCUCCAACUAUAUUCCCAAAGGCAUGAAUGUGAUGCUGCAAUCGGAGAAUGGUAUUAUGGGCUUGGGUCCCUUCCCCACUAAAGACAAAGUUGAAGCCGAUUUAAUUAAUGCUGGCAAAGAAACUGUGACUGUUGUGCCCGGUGCCUCAUUCUUUGGUUCUGACGAUAGUUUUGCCAUGAUUCGUGGUGGUCACAUGGAUUUGACCAUAUUGGGUGCCAUGGAAGUAUCGGCCACCGGAGAUUUGGCCAAUUGGAUGAUACCCGGAAAACUAGUCAAAGGUAUGGGUGGUGCCAUGGAUUUAGUAGCUGCUCCGGGCACAAAAGUUAUUGUCACCAUGGAACACAAUGCUCGCAAUGGUUCUCCCAAGAUCUUGGAAAAUUGUUCACUGCCUUUGACUGGUAAGGCUGUGAUUGAUUUAAUAAUCUCCGAAAAGGCUGUCUUCGAAGUUGAAAAGGGAGUUGGCCUUACUCUUAUCGAAGUUGCUGAAGGCUUCACCGUUGAUGAUAUUGUUGCUUCUACUGGUGCCAAAUUCAAAGUAUCCCCCAAUGUUAAGAAAAUGUCCCAAAUCGAUGCUUAAGUUUAAAUGUUUUCCCCCUCCAUUCGUAUGUUGACCAUAGACAACAAAUUGAGAUAUUACUAUUAGAGCGCUGUAUUCCUCAGAACAAUAAUUUUAAGCUAAAAGAAUUUUUAAACAAGUCAUUGUUUGUUUGUUAUAAUAGUGAUUAAAUUAAUUAUUGUACAUAUGUACAUAUCUAACAUCUUCUAGGGUGUGCAAAUCGGAAUUGAUUGAUCUGGCUGGAGAUAAAACAGAAUUCAAUUCAAUUUUAUCAAAUUAUACGCUAAAAGUGUACAAAAAUCUGCAUUUAUUUUUUGAGAAACAUAAAUAAAAUUUGAACAAAUGUUGAACUCCCCAUAAAGAAAUAAGAAAUUUGUUAAUAAUUUUCACAAUAAAAUAGUAAAAAAAGCUGUCAGUUUCGUUUGAUCAAUAGACCAUCACACAAUC
Stomoxys calcitrans (stable fly) is the source of this 2217-nucleotide messenger RNA. It is a transcript of the gene SCOT, whose product is annotated as succinyl-CoA:3-ketoacid-coenzyme A transferase, mitochondrial. Bases 235 to 1791 code for a protein of 518 amino acids. NCBI's taxonomy places the organism in Eukaryota, Metazoa, Arthropoda, Insecta, Diptera, Muscidae. Gene Ontology annotation, cellular component: mitochondrion. Gene Ontology annotation, molecular function: succinyl-CoA:3-oxo-acid CoA-transferase activity. The record is from RefSeq and is a predicted model, not a curated record. The transcript has 6 exons. Gene Ontology annotation, biological process: ketone body catabolic process.